GUAGGUGUAAAAUAGAUGUUAUUGUUGGUAUUGUUACCUUUUAUACAUGGGUCAUCACAAAGCAGUUAUCUCGACAACAGCCGGGUCAUUCGUCAGAAAUUAAGGGGUUCAGAAAAGAGCAAGUCACUUGGAUUCAUUACAGUAACUAAAACAAAAAAUGUAGAUGAUCCGACACUUGUCGCUUUACCAGAGGGCCAAAUAAGAGGUCAAGCAUUGCAGUCUCCAGACGAUAAUGUUUAUUAUGCAUUUCAAGAAAUACCGUACGCAGCUCCACCUGUAGGCGAAUUAAGAUUUCAGGCACCUGUAGCCCCAGCAAAAUGGGAAGGAAUAUUAAACACCACGAAAAAUGAAAAAAUGUGUUACCAAGGAUUUCCGGCUUCCGGAUUAUACCCAACGGAAGACUGUUUGUACUUGAAUGUUUACACUCCUCUGAAACCUGGAGAUACUUCACAAACCCCAUUGCCGGUGUUAGUAUGGAUACACGGAGGUGGAUUUCAAUCUGGAACUGGUGCUAUUCAGUCAUACAAACCUGGAUACUUCAUUGACCACAAUAUUGUUGUUGUCACGAUAAACUACCGUGUAGGAGUUCUAGGAUUUCUGACAACAGAGGAUGGAGUCAUACCAGGAAACUUAGGAUUAAAAGAUCAACAUGUUGCACUUAAGUGGGUUAAAAAUAAUAUCGAUCUAUUUGGUGGCGACCCCGAAAAAAUAACGAUAGCUGGUGAAAGUGCCGGAGCAGGAUGUGUGGGAUACCAAAUAAUAAGUCAACGGAGUAAAGGUUUAUUCAGAGCUGGCAUUUUACAAAGUCUUACCCCACUGCAUCAGCAGGCACAUCAAGAUUAUGCAAGAUUCUACGCUUUCGAAUUAGCUCGAAAUUUGGAUCCAAGUUUCACUUCGGAUAAUUCAACGGAAUUACUGGAACUGUUGCGAAGCCUCCCUGCUUCCAACAUAACCGACAACGCAGUUGCUGUUGCUGUUGGAAAAGAGGCUGGAUUAUUCGAAGGCCAAGGUAUAAUAUGGCUGCCUGUAAUUGAGGACGCUAGUCUAGAUGGAGCAUUCCUCACGGAUUUAUUUCAUGAAGACAUUAGAACAGGAAACAUAAACCAAGUUCCCAUAAUUAUUGGCUUUAACUCUGAAGAGGCACUAUUUUUUUUUAAGACUGAUGAUUUGGAUGUUGAGGUGCUUGCGAAAUAUUUCGACAGUGAUUUAUCCAACCUCAUUAGAAACAAGUUCAAUAUGACCACAGAGAAUAAAGUGACAGCUGGCACUAGAUUGAGACAAAUUUACACCGAUGGAACAUUCGAAGACGAUCCUGCGCAAGUAGUGAAGUUUUACACUGAUGAGUCGUUUUCAACCCCAGUUACUAGGCAUGCAAAGUUACAAUCUAACUAUACCGACGUUUAUUUGUACCAGUUUUCAUACAAAGGCAAUAUGGGAGGUAUGAAGGAUUUUGAAGUUGCAGGUGUUCGGGGUGUUGGUCACGCUGAAGACUUGGGUUAUUUCUGGGACGCGUUCUCUUCUAGUGGAUCUGAAGAUCCAGAAGAUGUUGCGAUACGUCAACGUUUGUUAACCCUGUGGUCAAACUUUGUCAAAUACCUAAACCCAACUCCAGAAGUGGACAGUACCCUGGGUAACGUGACGUGGGAGAAAGUUAGUCCAAAUAAUUUGGUGUAUUUGAACAUCAACGAUACACUUGAAAUGCAGAAGAAUCCAAGAGACUACCUCAAAUGGGAAAGAAUUAUAGACAUGUACGCUAUACCUCCAUUGGUUAAUUACUAAUGUAUCUUGAGAAAUAUGCUGUAUCAUUUAUAUUGCUUUAAUAUAUGUAGCACAUUUUUUAUUAGGUGCAAUCUGGUCAAAA
Molecule: messenger RNA, 1861 nt
Organism: Anoplophora glabripennis (Asian longhorned beetle)
Lineage: Eukaryota; Metazoa; Arthropoda; Insecta; Coleoptera; Cerambycidae
Product: cholinesterase 2-like
Exons: 11
Coding region: 16-1779 (587 amino acids)
Source: RefSeq, a predicted model, not a curated record